AUGGUCAAGUUACUGGUAGGAAAUGGUGCUAAUUUAAAUGCUCUGAAUUUCCAUUCACAAUCUCCACUUAUAUUAGCCUGUAGAUAUGAAUAUUCUGAUAUAGUUACAUUAUUAUGUUCUAAAGGUGCUGACCCUAAUUUAAAGGGAUAUUUUGGGAAUGAAAGAUUAACGCCACUUAGUCUGUGUUCAAGAUUAAAUAAGUUAGAAAUCACUAAGAUUCUAGUGUAUUAUGGUGCCGAUAUUAAUGCUAGUGAUGAUAGCGGUCCUAGUCCACUCUUUACUGCUCUCAGUCACCAUUCUAAUGAAGUCACUGACCUUUUCUUUUCUCAAUGCCUGAAUAAAGGUCUGGAUGUAAAGCUCUGCCGUAGAAACCAAGAAACGUUGUUACAUGCUCUGUUAGAAUAUAAAGGAGAUCUGAAGUAUCAAUAUGUAAAAGAUGUAAUUGCUCGUGGAUGUCCUGUAAAUCAAGCAACACGAUCUAAAAACUACCCAUUACACGAAGCAAUCGGCUGGCGGGAUGAGAAGAUGAUGAAGAUCUUUUUAGAUCUUGGGGCAGAUUGGCGGUUAUUAGACCGCUGGGGACAGAAUGCCUUACAUGUAGCUAUUGCUACUGGUGGUUUAAGUAUGGUUAGGAUAUUACUGUACAAGGGUGCGGAUAUCAACUCAUUAACUACGUUAGGUGUGUCCCCAUUGUAUAUUGCCUUUGAAUUCGACCAUAUUGAAGUAGCAGAAUAUCUCAUAGAUCACGGAAUUGACCUUAGACAAGAACUUUAUUUGAUUAAAACCAAAGCUAAAAUGAGAAACAUGGCAAUGGAUAGCAAUCUUACGCCAAGCUUUCUUCAACUUAAUCCUAGUUAUAAAGAAUAUUUAAAACAUUUAGCUAAUACACCACCUAAACUCCUUACUGUUUGUGUUAGAAAAUUAAGAAGCAUAUUUUCUGAAAACCAUCAACCUCUAGCCAAUGUAUAUUCACUUCCUAUACCAACUAUUUUACAGUCAAAAUUAAGUUUUGAUAUAAAACCACAAGUAUCUAGUGUAUGA
Molecule: messenger RNA, 1041 nt
Organism: Lottia gigantea (owl limpet)
Lineage: Eukaryota; Metazoa; Mollusca; Gastropoda; Lottiidae
Exons: 1
Coding region: 1-1041 (346 amino acids)
Molecular function (GO): protein binding
Source: RefSeq, a predicted model, not a curated record